Molecule: messenger RNA, 3131 nt
Organism: Carassius carassius (crucian carp)
Lineage: Eukaryota; Metazoa; Chordata; Actinopteri; Cypriniformes; Cyprinidae
Product: complement component receptor 1-like protein
Exons: 18
Coding region: 89-3103 (1004 amino acids)
Source: RefSeq, a predicted model, not a curated record
CAGAACUGUCAAAUAUUAACUAAGUUAAAGACUUUGUCUGGCAAGUUUCUUCAUAUCCCAGUGUGAACAAACUGACAGACUGGAGAAAAUGGAAUCAAGUCCUGCUUUUUUGUGUCUUUGGCUGUGCUUCAUUGUUUAUGCUUCUACAUCAAAUGGUUGCUCUGAGAUCCCAGUGGUCGAGAAUGCAGUGGUUUCUGAAAGCUCAAAAAAAAACCAAUACUCUGAGGGUGAUACACUUGAAUACAAUUGCGAACAUGGCUACAUCUCUCAGAGAAAAAUAACCUACCAGUGUACCAAUAAUGAAUGGAAAAAAGGUCGUGAUGUUAAAUGUUCACUCAAACCCUGUGAGUCACCUCAAGAUAUUCUAAAUGGUCGUUACAUUAUCGAAAAGGGAAGAAACUUUGUUUUUGGAACAACCAUCAAGUAUAUCUGCAAUGAUGGAUACCAGAUUAUGAGUCGAUUUGACACCAGAACAUGUCGGGAAGGUGGAUGGGACAAUCAGUUACCUGAAUGUGAAGAGGUAUCAUGUCAACGAAUUGUCCCAGAAGGAAACGUCAGAGUGGCGGGACUCCCUGAGCACUCUGAUGACUUCAUCCGAAGUGGACACAGGUUGACAUUUUCAUGUGAGGGUAAUGGACUGAUUUUACGAGGACAGAAAGUAAUCACCUGCCAGUCAAAUGGAGAAUGGAGCAGCCCAUUACCAAAAUGUGUUGAGGCAACAUGUCUUCUGCAGUCGAACAGAACAGUGGGAGACUUAAAAAUUAAGGGACUCCCUGAUAUUGAGGGUCCCGUCAAACCUGGACACAAGCUAACUUUUUCAUGCACUGGAGAAGGGAUGACAUUAAACGGAGAGAAAGACAUCACCUGCCUGUCAAAUGGAGAAUGGAGCAGCCCUUUUCCUAUAUGUCAAGAAAUUGCCUGUGAGGGGGAACAACUCAUUAAUGUUGAAAUUCUAUAUGGACAUCCAAGUAUUGUUUCACCUUACAGACCUCGACAUGUUUUACUUUUUCGAUGCACUGAUGUGAACCUGAAGCUUUACGGACGUCGAGCAAUUGAAUGCCAGUCAGAUGGAAAAUGGGAUUACCCGUAUCCGACAUGUAGAGAUAGAUGUGAAGUUCCACGUGACCAGCAUAUCUAUAAGCCUUAUGAUAACUUUAAUGGAGAUCUGAAACAGGGAGAAAGAAGAUCUUACCACUGUGAGUCUGGAUAUCGUGAAACAGCAGCAGAGGCAACAUGUACACAAGACGGAUGGACACCAGAUCCACUGUGUGCCGAGAUUAGAUGUGAAGUUCCACGUGACAAGCAUGUCCAUAAUCCACAUGAAUACUUUAGAGGAGAUCUGAAACUGGGAGAAAGAAUAUCUUACUAUUGUUUCCAGGAUGGACAAUAUCAAAAAUCAGAGGCCACAUGUACACAAGACGGAUGGACACCAAAACCACUGUGUCCUGAGAUUAGAUGUGAAGUUCCACGUGACCAGCAUCUGUCUUUCCCAGACAAUUAUUUCAGAGGAGAUAUGAAACUGGGAACAAAACACAAUUACUAUUGCGAGUCUGGGUAUGAGAAAAAGGCAGAAGAAGCCACAUGUACACGAGAUGGUUGGACACCAAAUCCACUGUGCACUGAAAUAACUUGUGAGCUUCAGUCAACUACAUCUGGAGUAAAAAAGAUCAUCCCAGAGGGAAAGACUAUGUUCAGAGCUGGAGAAAGUGUGGAGAUUAUCUGCUCUGUCAAACGCGUUUGGUUUUUUAAAGAAACCAGCAAAAAAAUUACAUGCCAAGAUAAUGGGGAGUGGGAUCAUAAGCCUGGUUGUGAAGGGAUUAGAUGUGAAGUUCCACGUGACCAGCAUGUGUCUCACCCAGACAAUUAUUUCAGAGGAGAUAUGAAACUGGGAACAAAACACAAUUACUAUUGCGAGUCUGGGUAUGAGAAAAAGGCAGAAGAAGCCACAUGUACACGAGAUGGUUGGACACCAAAUCCACUGUGCACUGAAAUAAUUUGUGAGCUUCAGUCAACUACAUCUGGAGUAAAAAAGAUCAUCCCAGAGGGAAAGACUAUUUUCAGAGCUGGAGAAAGUGUGGAGAUCACCUGCUCUGAAAAAGGAGGGUAUGAUACAAAAGAAACCAGAAAAUCAUUUAGAUGCCAAGAGAACGGGGAGUGGGAUCAUAAACCUGGUUGUGGAGAGAUUAGAUGUAAAGUUCCACGUGACCAGCAUGUGUAUAGACCAUCUGAUUACUUCAGUGGAGACAUGAAAUUGGGUACAAAAAAAUCUUACCGUUGUGAGCCUGGAUAUAAUAAAAGAGCAGAAAAGGCCACAUGUACACAAGACGGAUGGACACCAGAUCCACUGUGUGCUGAAAUAACUUGUGAGCUUCAGUCAACUACAUCUGGAGUAAAAAAGAUCAUCCCAGAGGGAAAGACUAUGUUCAGAGCUGGAGAAAGUGUGGAGAUCACCUGCUCUGAAAAAGGAGGGUAUGAUACAAAAGAAACCAGAAAAUCAUUUAGAUGCCAAGAGAACGGAGAGUGGGAUCAUAAGCCUGGUUGUGGAGAGAUUAGAUGUAAAGUUCCACGUGACCAGCAUGUGUCUCACCCAGAUUAUUACUUCAGUGGAGAUCUAAAACUGGGAACAAAAAUAUAUUACUAUUGUGAGUCUGAAUAUAAUAAAAUGGCAGAUAAGGCCACAUGUACACAAGACGGAUGGACACCAAAUCCACUGUGCGCUGUCCCAGGGAAAUGUGGUCCACCACCACCAGUGAACGAUGGAGAUACAACAGAUAUUACAAAAAAGGAAUACAAUACAGGAGAGAGAGUUGAAUACUUCUGCUUUAGUAAAUACACACUGGAUACACGUUCCCCUUUCUCCAACAUCUUGACCUGUCAGCAAGGAGAAUGGGGAGGAAAGGUUAAGUGUUUAAAGCCCUGUACAGUGACAGCGGAGAUAAUGAAGGAAAGAGGUAUAGACUUCGCCUACGGUGGUGAACAAAAGUUGUUUGCACCACAUGAUGAUCACCUCACCUUUAAGUGUCUGUGGGGCAAAAGACCAGUAGGUGUUGGCUUCAGACAAAAGUGUAAUGAUGGAGUGAUGACUUUGCCUGAGUGUGUGUGACAGUGGAAAUAAAACAUAGAUGAAGCAA